Messenger RNA from Fusarium musae, 930 nucleotides. RefSeq lists its product as uncharacterized. Gene Ontology annotation, cellular component: prospore membrane; lipid droplet; ascospore wall. The transcript has 2 exons. Lineage: Eukaryota; Fungi; Ascomycota; Sordariomycetes; Hypocreales; Nectriaceae. The record is from RefSeq and is a predicted model, not a curated record. Bases 1 to 930 code for a protein of 309 amino acids.
AUGCCCUCCAACGGCUCGUAUCAGAACCCAAAUCACCCUCAUAUAGGACCUUGGACAGGCCCAAUCCAUCGGCCGUGGCUGUACCUCAAGAGGGCCGGCGUUGCCGCGUCGUAUCCUUUACGUGGCAUCUGGUUCUUCAUUCAAAACCGCGAGUUCUGGCCACUCCUGGUUGGAAGGAUCCUGCCAAUAUCUCUGAUAUCUUUCUUGGUGUACCUUUUACUCUUUACGUUUGCCUUCUUGCCCCAGUAUGCUUUCUUAGCGAUCUUCCAUGGCUGGGGCGCGUGGGUCAAUGCCGUGGUAUUGGUACUAGGCGAAGGAUUGGUCAUCAUCCAGGGUCUGUUCGAGGGCUUCUUCGUUGACGAAUGCCGAGUGGAUGUAUUUGAUGCGGCUCUCAUCAAGCUUGGACAUAAAGACCUUGUUGCACCACAGCGAAUCCUCUUCUUGGACGCACCUAACCCCGUCAGGAUGCUCGGAAAGCCCACUACUGCUGCCAUCUACACGCCAUGGAGCAUCAUCCAGAUUGUUGAGCUCAUUGUCUUCCUGCCGCUCAACCUCGUUCCAGUCGUUGGCACGCCUGCGUUUAUCAUCAUCACUGGAACUCGACUCGGCAAGCUUGCUCAUUAUCGCUGGUUCCAAAUCAAAGGUUUCUCAAAGGCUGAGCAGAAGAAGGCAUUGAGGGAUCGCGCGUGGGAGUAUGUUUGGUUCGGCACAGUCGCCAUGAUUCUUGAACUCAUCCCUGUCUUGUCGCUCUUCUUUCUCCUGACAACUACAGCUGGUGCAGCUCAGUGGACGGCUCGCAUCGAGGAGGAGAGUAGGGACCCUGCUGAGAAUACUGCUGCGAAUGGUCGGGCAUACCAAGACGAUGCCCAUGAGGAUCCUCACCCCGAUGCACCUCCCCCUUACACUGAUUAUUCGGAUGAUGUUGUAUGA